UUGACAACCCGGUUCCGACGUCAACAGUACAACGUUUUCAGGACAAAGUGAAAAUUACAAGUAAAAGUAAAGAAACGUAAAGUAUAUUUAGUGAAAAUUAGUGCUACACACAUCCGCAUCCCGUUUGCCCUUGAGCUCUGCGGUUUCUGUUCUAUUCGCCGGCCCCGCGAUGGUUGAUUACGGGAAGGAGUUUAUGUUGUAUCUGAUGGACGAAAGGUGUUACGAUAAAUACUUUUUGGAGUUUGACCUUUUGGAUGGCGACUGUUUUCGUGCCCUGUUGAGCAAAGGACUCGGCUUCGGCAUCAUCGCCGGAUCCGUGCUGGUGAAGGUGCCGCAGAUCACGAAGAUUCUGGCGAAUAAAUCCGCUCGCGGCAUCAGUCUGUUCAGCGUGUGUCUCGAUCUGUUUGCCAUCACGAUUCACAUGGCCUACAGUUUCGUGAACGGGUUCCCGUUUAGCGCUUGGGGCGAUACGUCCUUCCUCGCGCUGCAGACGGCAAUCAUCGGUAUUUUGGUGUUGUUCUUCGGUGGAUCUCCGGUCGCUUCAGCAGCGUUCACCGUCGGCUACGGAGCGCUUGUGUACGUGCUGAUGGGAGGCAUCACGCCGCUAAGCUUUCUACUGUUGGCUCAGGGCUUCAACGUUCCCAUUCUGCUGCUCGGUAAGCUGUCGCAAGCCCUUGCUAACUAUCGCAACGGAAGCACCGGCCAGCUAUCGGCAGUGACGUGCUUUAUGCUACUGGCCGGUUCGUUGGCACGCAUCUUUACCUCGAUCCAGGAGACGGGAGAUCAGAUGAUGAUCAUCACCUACGGUGCCUCUUCAUUCGCCAAUCUGGUCAUCGCUGUGCAAGUGCUCUACUACUGGAAUUCGGACAAGUCCAAGAAAGGCGCAGCUUCGACCGGGGCAUCGACCGCGGCCAAGAAACCAAAGGCAAAGAGCAAGAAAACCGACUAAUCAAAGGUGCGACUAGUCAAGUAGCCGAUUUAUUCAUUCAAUUUGCUGCUAAUAUCGGAAUCCAGUCGAUUCCGGCUACGAGAUUAUUGGAUUGCGGCUGAGCGUGAACUAAUGAUCGAAACGAGCAUGACUCAUUCCCGAAACAACACAACGUAAAAGACUUUUCAAAUGACAAAGUUAGCAAGAGCAUCAUGUAAGGAGGUAGCAAUGGUCAAUUCGUAAGUGCUGGCCACGAGCAGCUUACAGUCACAGUAGCAAAAGAAAUGAACGAAGAUGAACGAGA
Anopheles aquasalis is the source of this 1232-nucleotide messenger RNA. Its product is annotated as mannose-P-dolichol utilization defect 1 protein homolog. Gene Ontology annotation, biological process: oligosaccharide biosynthetic process. The record is from RefSeq and is a predicted model, not a curated record. Lineage: Eukaryota; Metazoa; Arthropoda; Insecta; Diptera; Culicidae.